This is a messenger RNA of Vidua macroura (Pin-tailed whydah), 1823 nucleotides long. RefSeq names its product collagen alpha-1(I) chain-like. The transcript is spliced from 10 exons. NCBI's taxonomy places the organism in Eukaryota, Metazoa, Chordata, Aves, Passeriformes, Viduidae. The record is from RefSeq and is a predicted model, not a curated record. The coding region runs from base 1 to 1818 and encodes 605 amino acids.
AUGCCGGGGAGCGCCGCGGCACCGGGAGGCGGCCAGGUACGGGAACGGCACCGGGAGCGGCACCGGGAGCGGCACGGGAGAGCCGCGCGGGGCCGGGGCCGGUGCGGGGUGGGUGGAGCCGCCCCCGCCGCGUUUCCGCCGCUGUCACCGGGCGCUCCCGCCGGCACCGGGGCCGCUCCCGCCGGAGACAAAGGCGGGAGGAUGCCGGGCAGCGCCGCGGCACCGGGAGGCGGCCAGCUGCGGGUCCGGCGGUGCCGGGGGUGCUGUCGGUACCGCGGGGAGGAUUCCGGUGCCGGUGCCGCGGGAAGCGGUGGCGAGAUGCCCGUGGCCGACGGUCCCACGGGAUGCGAUGCCGCGGUUUCCUUGGUCCCGCCGCCCCCCGGGACAUGCCGGGGUCCCCCCGCGCGGCCCCCGGUGCCCCGAGCCCCGGCACCCCACAUGAGCAGGAACCGGAGCGGCGUGGCCGGGCCCGAGCCGCAGCCCCCCCCGGCCAUGCCGGGUGCCGACCCCCGCCGCGGGCGCCGCCGCCUCUCGGGCACGCUCCAGGUGCCCCCCUGGAAGCCCCCGGAGCCCCCCGAGCCCCCGCGCCCCUCCUCGCUGCCCCUGCGGGCCCCGCCGGCCACCCCGGCCCGCUCCCGCAGGUACGGGGGGCACCGGGGGACACCGGGAGGCUGCCGGCACCGGGGGGCGCCGGUCCCGGGGCGGGGGGAGGCGCCGAGCCGGGCGCGGAGGCGGCACCGGCAGCGGCACCGGCGGCGGCACCGGCGGCGGCGCCGGAGGCACCGGGAGGUUCUUUCCCGGGUCUUUCCAACCGGUUGCGCGGGGCCAUGCGGAACCCGGGACCGGGAGGAGCCGCUGCCGGUACCGCGGGUCGCUAAGGAGGAACCCCGGAACCGGCACCGGGAGGAGCUCUGGCACCGGGGGGGGCUCCGGGACCCGCUCCGGUACCGUCUCCGUUACUGGCAGCGGCUCCGGCACCGCGGUCCCGGUCCCGGCAGCAUUCCGGGUGCCCGGCUCCCCCCGGUGCCGGCGAUGAUGGAGCCGGUGCCGGGCUCCAGGAAGAGCCUGUCGCUGUCGCUGCCGGUGCCCCGGGAGGGCCCGGGGCCCCUGCGCCCCCCGCAGCACCUCUGGCGCCAGCCCCGCACCCCGAUCCGCAUCCGCCACCGCGGCUUCUCCGACACCGACCGGCACCGGCCCCGGCCCAUGGAGCGGGCGGAUGCCGUGGACACCGGGGACCGGCCCGGGCUGCGCAGCGCCCGCAUGUCCUGGCCCUCCUCCCUCCAUGGCACCCCUGGCACCGGCAAGCGCUCGGAGGUGGAGAAUGGCCCGUGGGGGGGGCAGAGCCCCCCCGAGCCGCGGGCCAGCCCGGGCCGGGGGCUCCUGGCCGGGGCCCUCCCGGCGCAGCGCCGCGAGUCCUUCCUGUACCGCUCCGACAGCGACUUCGACACCUCCCCCCAAGAGCAUCUCCCGCAACUCCUCCGUGGCCAGCGACGCCCACGCCGAGGAUUUGAUCGUCACCCCCUUCGCUCAGGUCCUGGCCAGUCUCCGCAGUGUCCGCAGCAACUUCUCCAUCCUGACCAAAGUCACCACCCCCCCCCGGCAGCACAGGACACGGCCCAGCAGCUGGCGCGGGACACGCUGGAGGAGCUGGACUGGUGCCUGGAGCAGCUGGAGACGCUGCAGACCCACCGGGCCGUCAGCGAGAUGGCCUCCAACAAGUUCAAGCGGAUGCUGAACCGGGAGCUGACGCACCUGUCCGAGAUGAGCCGCUCGGGGGAACCAGGUGUCCGAGUACAUCGCCAGCACCUUCCUGGGUGAGACCC